Molecule: messenger RNA, 1594 nt
Organism: Bombina bombina (fire-bellied toad)
Lineage: Eukaryota; Metazoa; Chordata; Amphibia; Anura; Bombinatoridae
Gene: ST8SIA1
Product: ST8 alpha-N-acetyl-neuraminide alpha-2,8-sialyltransferase 1
Exons: 5
Coding region: 39-1076 (345 amino acids)
Biological process (GO): N-glycan processing; oligosaccharide metabolic process
Molecular function (GO): alpha-N-acetylneuraminate alpha-2,8-sialyltransferase activity
Source: RefSeq, a predicted model, not a curated record
AUGCGGUGCCCGCUGCCGUGCGGGAUGCAGUGCCCGGUAUGAGGGGACUGGCGGGCAGGAUGCGGAGCUGUCCCCGCACUCGGCUCCCGGUCGGUGCCAGCGCAUUGUGCGUGUUCGUGCUGUGCUGGCUCUACGUCUUCCCGGUGUACCGGCUGCCGGAUGAGAAGGAGAUUGUGCAGGAGGUGGUGCUGCUCGGGUCCUCAUGGAAGAGAAACGCGACGGAGGCCGAGAUCUUCAGGAAACUGCUAAAUGACUGCUGUGACCCGGGGCAUCUCUUCUCUAUGACAAAAGUAAAUACGCCGCUAGGAGAGAAUCUAUGGUUUGAUGGCGAGUUCCUGUAUUCACUUCCUAUUGACAACACAACAUACAAUCUCUUUCCUCAGGAUACACCUUUCAAGCUCCCAUUGAAGAAAUGCUCCGUAGUGGGAAAUGGUGGGAUUCUGAAGAACAGUGGCUGUGGCAAACAAAUAGAUGAAGCUGACUUUGUCAUGCGAUGUAACCUGCCGCCUUUAUCUAGACAAUACACUAAGGAUGUUGGCUCAAAAACGCAGCUUGUCACAGCGAAUCCCUCUAUCAUCGACAAAAGAUUUCAGAAGCUUUUAUGGUCCAGAAAAGCCUUUGUGGAUAGUGUGAAAGUUUACAACUACAGCUACGUGUAUAUGCCAGCAUUCUCUGUGAAGGGGGGGACAGAGCCGUCACUGCGUGUCUAUUACACUCUUUCAGACUUCAGCACAAAUCAUACUGUGCUGUUUGCAAAUCCUAACUUUCUGCGCAACGUAGGCAAAUUCUGGAAAAAUAAGGGUGUCCACUCGAAGCGCCUCUCCACCGGCCUCUUCCUGGUUAGUGCAGCGCUAAGUCUGUGCGAGGAACUUACAAUAUAUGGAUUUUGGCCCUUUCAAAUAGACCUAACUGGUAAAUUCAUCACUCACCAUUAUUAUGACAAUAUCUUGCCGCUAAGCGGAUACCACGCCAUGCCAGAGGAAUUUCUGCAGCUUUGGUUUCUUCACAAAAGUGGAGUCUUAAAAAUGCAACUGGAACAGUGCCCAGAGCAUAGUGUGCACCAAACGUCUCUCUAGACUUGAGGGUAUCAUAUUAACAAGCUACCAUGGUUGUCGGUCAUUUUCUGAUUUGCAAAAUAAAGAAUAUUCCUAAGAAAACAAGAGGAAUAAAUCACAUGCUAUUUUUCAGUUUGAGAUACAUUUAACCACUUGCUCAUAUGCAUUGUGGCCCCUGCAUGGUAGCCAAGUGGUAUGAGAUUUUGGGUUCUUCAUGCGAUGAACUGGACAUAAAUUUAAUAACCGUGCCAAAAGUUACUUGUGAUGUCUUCCUGAUUUUGUUUUGCGUUGGCACAUGUACAGAUUUUUUGUGAACAUUUUUGUAGUUUUCAUUUGCAAUUUAGAUUCUCCAGAAUUGAAUGUAGUAUCUUUUUUAUAGCAAGAAACUAUUUUACUUUUAGUGGAGAGUUGCAUACUUUUAUUAUUUCUGUUUGGACAAACUAAAGUGACAUUCAAAAUCAUUUUUUUCAUGUACAGAAAAGUGAGAGAGAUACCCAGCUUUGGAAACCUUUUUUUAUAAAAACUUGUUUGUCUUGUGA